AUGUUAGAACUUUUGAAUCAGUUAGACGGGUUUGAUUCUAGAGGAGAUGUCAAGAUUGUUGGUGUACUUCAAGAUGAUACUGAUCCAAUGGUUAGUAUUAUAAAACUUGAGAAAGCACCUACAGAAUCAUAUACAGAUAUUGGUGAUUUAGAACAACAAAUUCAAGGAAUCAAAGAAUCU
This is a messenger RNA of Cetraspora pellucida, 180 nucleotides long. The record is from the annotation of a GenBank genome assembly. Lineage: Eukaryota; Fungi; Glomeromycota; Glomeromycetes; Diversisporales; Gigasporaceae.